Molecule: messenger RNA, 2103 nt
Organism: Prorocentrum cordatum
Lineage: Eukaryota; Dinophyceae; Prorocentrales; Prorocentraceae
Source: the annotation of a GenBank genome assembly
GCCGCACCUACUGCUGGCGCUCAUCCUGACGGCAGCUUGGCCGAGCAGCCUGUUCCAGCGAUCAACAAGGACCCCGACCUCGAAGACAAGGCACAGAAGAUGCUCAGCCAGCUGCGCAAGCCUACUGCGACCGCCGUGAUCUACGACAACCCACAGAUCAUCAACACAAUGGACGCAGUCCUCGACCCGUUCGACGAGCUGGCCGAGUUGGACGGCCACAUCGAUUUCGCAGCCACAACGCAGUACGACACCGCCCCGCCCGAGACGCUGUCCUCGGUAGGGGGCGAUGAGGCGGCGCAGGCCGUCGACACAGUGACAUGGGACCCAGGGCAGCCGCAGCGCGCCGCGCUUGCCGACCCUGAUGCCGCUCCGCCCGAGACGCUGUCCUCGGUAGGGGGCGAUGAGGCGGCACAGGCCGUCGACACAGUGACAUGGGACCCAGGGCAGCCGCAGCGAGCCGCGCGAGCCGUCCCUGAUGCCGCCCCGCCCAAGACGCAGUCCUUGGUAGGGGGCGAUGAGGUGGCGAAGGCCAUCGACUCGACCGCAGAGGAAGGCACAUGGAAGCCUAGCAGGCCGACACCCGACCCCACACCCGCCCACCAACACGGAGGCCUUAUGAAUCCCACGCCGUCAGACCACUCCCUGUUCUUUUCCAACAUUACACAGUGGGGGCCGCAGUCGGAGAAAUGGCUGGCAGGGCCAGGCAAACAGUAUCAGAUGGUGGCAUUCGUUGAAACUCACAUCUCGCAUGGUAAAGCCCCCCUCAUUUACGACAAGCUAGCAGCGGAUGGUUGGAGGAUAUCAUCCACUACAGCCACGCCGACCAGCAGAUCCGAAAGAGGCAACACGGGUGGCGAGAUGAUCCUAUCCAGGUACCACGUCCAGGCCACGACCUUCAACCACCUCCGCGACCUGGCCAUCUCCCAGCGCAAGCCCGACCCGUUCCGAGGCUUCACGCCUAUGGUUUGGCAUAGGCGCUCUGGCAAUCUAGUUGUUAUUGCAGCGUACCUCGAACCCCACAGACAGAUCGAGGGAGCUGUUCACGAGAAAUUACUAUCUCUGGGAGCUUUCGUUACUAUGCUCACUGACCCGUGGACCAUCCUGGCCGAUUGGAAUAUGACACCUGAGCAGCUUGCAGCAACAGAGUGGCCCGCCAAAUGGAAUGCUACCAUCGUGCGAGCGCCUGGAACCGCCACGUGCGACAAGGGACAGGGUCUUACGCUCGACUUCGCAUUGGUCAAGACUGGCAUCGAGCACACGUUCUCCAUUCCAGCUGCACAACUCCAGCCACAGGACGAGCCAGCAGCACAGGAGCCCAUCCCGUACGCUAUCCCGAGCGACCUCUGGGAGGUACAUUGGCAUCAAGCUGUACCCACACGUUGUAAGCAGACCCACGCGCAUUUCGUGUACACCCACUGGCCACGCGAGGCCGACGACCUCAACCGCCAGUACGCCAAAUGGGUCACGGCGCUCGAGAACACCAUGAUCAGCCAUCACCAGAUCGACCCCAAGGAAGCCGCAGCCUUCACAGGCCGAGCCCAAGGCUACCAGUUGUCUUGGAAGAAGACGGCCGCCGCCCCAGGCCGUGUACACGUUCAUGAUCCACAGUCGGAAUGGUGGGCAAUCACGCUCACCCUCAUCAAGCGCUACGCAGCGCUCCACGACAAGCCCAAGCACGCAGCGCUCAUGCAGCAGCAGGCCUCCAUCAUCCAGCAGCGCGCGGACCAUUUCAACACUCACUUCCAUGACCUCCAGUUCGAGAAGGACGAGGACACCAUCUUCCGCUGGUUCGCUCUUGUCUGGGCCCCGCAGUUGGACAAAGAGGACACCGACGACCUGGUCACGAUUACCGCUACUUGGGCCUCCAGAGCGCUCUCCGCAGCCCUCGCCAAGUCUAAGAGGGCUUACGGAGCUUGGCUCGCCAAGCAAUGGAAACACCGCCCUGGAGUACUACAUGCCCAUGUCAAGCCCGCGCCCGUACGCCACAUCGAGGCCUACACGACCAACCAGACCAUAGCCGACCCCACCGUUAUCAUGGACAGCAAGAAGCAACAAUGGCAUCAAGUAUGGCAGGCCACCGAGACCCCCGACGACAUCCUACAG